Messenger RNA from Colletotrichum siamense, 2034 nucleotides. RefSeq lists its product as uncharacterized. NCBI's taxonomy places the organism in Eukaryota, Fungi, Ascomycota, Sordariomycetes, Glomerellales, Glomerellaceae. Gene Ontology annotation, molecular function: protein binding. Bases 1 to 2034 code for a protein of 677 amino acids. The record is from RefSeq and is a predicted model, not a curated record. The transcript has 4 exons.
AUGGCGGUCGACGCAGAGGAGCUGAUCAUCGCGCCGUUUCAAGAAGUUGUGGAUAGGAGCAAGGAGGCAAUAGAGAACGCCGAAAAAGCACAGAGCGACAAUGAGCUUGCGGGAAAACGCAGGUUGCUGGAGGAACUUCUGUAUGAUUUCGAGGACUUCAUGGAAGCAGACACCUUCGAUGCGUCAAAAUAUGGCGAGAUUCAGGCUGCGACGAGAUCAUUUGCGCUAGAUGUGCUGGACUUCAUCAAGAGGAUUAAGAUUGAGAACAAGACACCGACAACUCCAGUGCACGCCUUUCCACCGUUGCCACCUUUACCACCUUUGCCCCCGAACAUCCAAAUCCCAAGACAGGUAUCACAGCCUCUUCAGCCAUCUCAAUCCCGCAGCGGUACUUCGACCAAUACCAGUUCUUCGCCAUAUCCUGUUCCGGGAAGACAACAAAAGUCUCUAGGCGCGCACAAGAGUGGUGUAAGAACUUCGCAUGGCUCGUCCGACAGCACCACACUUCGCAGAACCCCUUCAUCAGCAAAGUCUGUGGCCUCGGAUGCCCGGUCCUCGAGACACAUUUAUGAGGCAACCAUUGCUCAGGUUGUACCAGCUCGACGAGAGGAGCAACGGGCUUCUUCUCCCGAUGCCCUCGGCGACGAAGACGAACAGUUGGGUGUAGCUUCGCCAAACGAGUUCUCACAGCCUCGAACAUCAGACUGGAUCCAAGCGCAGGCUCCGGUGCCCAAACUGCGACAUCCAAUGCGGCAAAGUAUCCCGGAGCACUCCGUUGCAACAAACACCACACCUAUCGACGGCAUGGUAGUCAGUCGUUUUAGUCGGUUUGGCCUUGAUCACACAACGCCACAGAGCUCGGUCUUCGACCCCAAUAGCCCGUCAACUACAAACAGAACGUCGGUGUACUCAGAUUCUGCCACUCACUCGUCAUCAAACGGGACAUCGCCCAAGAUUCCCAUCAGCGAGAUGAGGACGUCAUCACUAGCGGCAUUCCAGUUUGAACCUACUCCUCCACUUCCGCCACCUGGACAUUUCAGUGAUGGGUUGAUGCUGGCCAAUGAGCAAGCUGCAGCAGAAAGCAUGCUUAGCGUUAAACGGGCAUCUACGCUCAUUAAAGAAGACGAAUGCUUAAUAGGACCAAAGAGCUCGUUUCACCAAGCCAAGGGCUUUUGCGACGGUGCUCAAGCUUUCCGGCGAGGGGGAUACUGGCACGGUCUCAAGCAGACAAUGGCAUAUGGAGAGCCGCUUCCGAUCGGUCGCUGCUUGAAUUGCGAAUAUUACCAAGUGUACAAUGAGCUUAGCUUGGACAAAGAAGGAGACUCUCGCGCCAAUUUCUUGAAAUUCGGUCUGCUAUACCGUAUGCGAUUUCUCAUCAAGUCUCAUAUUUCAGCUCGAACAACAUCAGAGAUCCGAUACGCAUGUCUGUUCUGCACCCACGAUGGGCAUACCGUCCACGAGGGUGAUGCCACCGUUUUCUUAAGCGCAGAUCAACUUCUUAAACACCUCGCACGACACCCACAGCCACUACCCGAAGUUCCAGGCGUGACAGUCCUCUAUGGCAAGAUAGAGGGAGACCAUCGUCAGAUCGAGGACUAUGACGUUCAUUUCCCGUCUCCACCAGCUCCCAGCCUCUUUCCCGACAUGAACUCGCUCUUCCAAUUGCCAACAGCCACGGCCCUCAAGAGCCAUGUUCAGCGAUGGGGAGAAGUUUUGACGGACCCGGAUGGUAACACAGACGUCCUAAAAUUUAUGGCUGGCGCAAAGAUUGUGGGGAUUGAGUUUCCGGACAAAUGGGGCGGAAAGUGGUGUACGGGCUGGCACGAUGGCACAAGAGGACCCUUUCCAGCAAAGCAUGUGGAGAUUGAAGGUCCAAAGCAGAACGAAAUCUCUUUGCAAUCGGCCGGCGCUGUGUCUUUGACGACGAGAUGGAAAUGGGAUCCACCGGACAGCGCCAGAACGGGAUGGCUGGUAUUUGGGAAGAAUGAGACGAUCAAGAAUGUUGGAUGUGAGUCGCCCGUUGACGAAUUCUAA